This is a messenger RNA of Pocillopora damicornis (cauliflower coral), 2610 nucleotides long. RefSeq names its product galactosylceramide sulfotransferase. Gene Ontology annotation, molecular function: galactosylceramide sulfotransferase activity. The record is from RefSeq and is a predicted model, not a curated record. Gene Ontology annotation, cellular component: membrane. Lineage: Eukaryota; Metazoa; Cnidaria; Anthozoa; Scleractinia; Pocilloporidae. Gene Ontology annotation, biological process: glycolipid biosynthetic process.
GCAGCUUUUGUUAUUUGGUUUUUAAGGAUCGAUACAAACACCAUCUUUUUCGUUCUCUAAGCUUUACUGUGAACCUGUAUGAAAGAGUGCUGUGAUAUUCAUCUUUGACUGGCAGUUACUACUACUCUUUAGCCCUUUAUUUGAGUUACGUUUCAUACAAUUUCAUAAACAUCGACGCAAAUCACUUGGUGAAAAUCACUCUGAUUUCGCUGUCCGCAAAGAACAUUUUUUAUUUCAUUUGACCGUUAACGUUUCUUAAUUGAGACCCUACACAUAACAUCUGUGUCACUUUCGCUUUUCGCACUAUACCACUACAUCUUAGCUUCCAUUUUAUGCAAGGUUCAUUCGACUGGCUACACAUCACGCCUAAGUCAAAAGCUUCGCACCUUUCUUAAUCCAUUUCUCUUAAUUUGCCGUCCUAUGCAAAACAACAUCUAUUGUUCAAAUGUUUCGGCAAAUUACGAGCUGGAAUCAUGGAAACUCGCUGUCCACGUUUAUCCAAUACGCAUCUACCAACUUGCUUAAACUUGAAGGUUACCUAAAUAACUUGGACAACUGAAUAUAACUACGUACUCAAGUUAAACAUUACGUAAUCAGCACUAAGUUUGGGUCUUAUUUGUAAUCAACAUAUCAUUGCGUCUUCCAAAAAUUUAAAGCAUUAAAAAGGCUAAUUUUGUAAUAAGUCGAGACCAUUACAGGAUAAAGAUGUCACAAUCAUAUUAUCGACCUUACCCAUGGAGAGAAGUUAAUCGGUAUAUUUUAUAACAUACUUCAUACUUUUUUGGACGUCGAAACGACCUUUUGCUAAAUAUUUACAUAUAACAACUUGCAAUGUUCGCCUCGUGGCAAUGACAGAAACCAUUGCGCAAGCACAGGAAUCCGAUUACUGGCAACUAAAUAUCUCUUAACUACGUAAUUUCGCACCCAUUGUCCCAACGAACCGUAGCAACGCAGCGCAUUUGGACCAAAUUAAAUCUGAAUUAAACUUCAUGGUUAACUGCAUGUGAGCUGAACUGGAAGCACUCGCCUCAGCCAUUGUUCAAACAGGGCCAGGGAAAGCAUAUGUCAGAAACUUUGACCAGGAUGUCAUCAUGGCGGGAGGUUCCUGUCCUCUUGGGUGAAACAAAAUCCUCGUCGAUGGAAGUUUAAGCUAUUUUUGUGAAAUUUUUUUCAUACAGCUAUGAAGGUAGUUCGUUUGUGGCUUUCAAAACUUCUUCGUAAGCCCAGGUUAAGUUUGAUUGUGAUAAUUUGCGCGUCGACUCUUCUGUUGUUAUUGGGAAUGUUUGGAGAGUGGAAUUACACGAAGAAGACAUCGUAUCGCAUUAUUUCACCAGCUGAAUAUCACCAGUCCUUUCAGAUGUUAACCAACAUAGAUAUUGAGACUCUGAAGACUCAUCAGAACUGUUCUCCAGAAACACACAUCCUCUUUCUGAAGACACACAAAACAGGAUCUUCUACAAUAUCAAACAUUUUUUUCCGUUAUGGAGAUUCUCGCGGUCUUCAAUUUAUUCUUGGUUCAGACACACUGGUUGGUUGGCCAAGUCCUUUCAGAAUUUCACACACCCUACAUCCUAAUGGAUUUCAGCCAAAUUUUCUAUGUAGUCACACAAGAUUUAGUAAGAAAACUAUGAAUUACUUAUUUCCAAAAGACAGGAGUAAGUACAUAACAAUCCUUCGACAUCCUGUGGACCAAUUUGAGUCUGUUUUCAAUUACAUGGGGUUUGGUGAGGUAUAUAAUUUAGGGAGUGAUGCGACAGAAUCUAUAAAAGGAUUUCUUAGGAAAGGAAUAGAGUUUAAAGACAUCUUUAGGGCAAGAUCAUCUGUUCUAGCAAGAAAUCCAAUGAUGUUUGAUUUAGGUUUGGACUACAAGUUUUACCAGAAUGCAUCAGCUGUGAAAGACUACAUUGCAUUUUUGGAAAAGGAGUUUGACUUAGUCAUGAUAACAGAGUAUUUUGAGGAAUCUGUGGUGCUGAUGAAGCGUUUGCUCUGCUGGUCAUUCAUUGAUAUUCUUCACAUUAAAACUAAUGAGAGAAUUGCCCAAGAAAGAGCAGAGUUCAGUGGAAACUUGAGAGAAAACAUAAAACGCUGGAACAAAGCAGAUAUGUUACUUUAUGAUCACUUCAAUAAAACAUUUUGGUAUAAAAUAGAAAUGGAAGGGAAAGAGUUUUAUGAAGAUCUUGCAACUUUUCGUCGACUGAAAGAGGUUUUACACAAAAACUGUUUUGGAGAAGCAACAGUUGUGGAGGUUUAUCCUGGCAAGUAUGCAAAGACAUUGUCUUUAAAUCCAAACGUAUCAGGAAUGAGCAGAGAGGUAUGCAAAAAACUUAUUGUAAAGGAAAACAGCUACCUAAGUUAUUUAAGACAGAAGCAGUUGUACAAAUCACCAGGCCCUAUUGACACUACAAUAAUUGAGGAUGACCAACCUAAUAUCAGCUGGAGUGUAUCAAAAGAUUUUCAGUAUGAUCCUCUACCAAUAUAAUCUAGUAUUGAGAGUAUAGUGCAUACUGUUAAGAUAGAGUUUAAAUUAGAUACGAGUUUGAAAUUACUGAUGCUAUAGACAUUCAUGUAUUAAAUACUAUCACACCUACAAAAGACAAAUUUGUAAAUGAG